Molecule: messenger RNA, 3617 nt
Organism: Anolis sagrei ordinatus
Lineage: Eukaryota; Metazoa; Chordata; Lepidosauria; Squamata; Anolidae
Gene: MFAP3L
Product: microfibril associated protein 3 like
Source: RefSeq, a predicted model, not a curated record
AGCGCGCAUGCGCACCCUGGCUCUGACCUACUUAAGGCACGCUGAAGCCGGGGAGCUCUGGCUGGCUGCCUCUUUCUCGGGCGGCUUUGCGGCUUUUGCCGAGACAGGAGCAGCAGGAGCAUUAUCCCGACGCCGCUGGAGCUUUUGGAGUCAACGCCUCCCAACGCCCAGGUGUCCGACCCCUUGAAGGACUGCAGAGCCGGACAAGCCGAGCCCUCCCUCCUUCAUGGACUUUCCAUGGUUCUUUUAUCUUGGCUUUUGAAACUCCAUGGAUCAAGGUUGAUGUAUCCAGUGGCUCUGUGGGGAGGAGACAUUACGAAGCUCUUGAUCCAUUCAGAAGUACAUUGAAAGCAGAUGAACAUGUUCAACAGCCACCUCCUUUUGUAUUACUGGACUACCAUUCACCUUUUUGUCUUACUAGCAGUUUUAACAACUGCUGAAGAAGUCAAUAAUAGCACCUUAAACCGCACUGAUAUGCUUAUAGGAUCUGUGCCUGUAGUCACCUCCAGAAUUGAUCACGUUAUAGUCAAAGAAGGCUUCAGUGCCUUGAUCAACUGCAACAUUCAAGGUCAGCCAGGACCAGAGUACAAGUGGUACAACUCCAAUGGCCGUUUAGUAAAGGACGAUGGAGACAGAGGGAAAUGGAUUCUUGAUGAUGGGCAAUUAAAUAUUACAAGUGUGUCAUUUGAGGAUCGAGGAAAAUAUACAUGUAUUGCUUCUAAUAUAUAUGGCCAAGUGAACAACACAGUGACUCUAAGGGUUGUCUUCACCUCUGGAGAUAUGGGAAUCUACUAUAUGAUUGUAUGCCUUGUAGCAUUUACCAUUGUGAUGAUCUUAAACAUUACCAGGCUCUGCAUGAUGAGCAGCCAUCUGAAAAAGACUGAGAAAGCGAUCAAUGAAUUCUUUCGGACGGAAGGGGCAGAAAAACUGCAAAAAGCUUUUGAGAUUGCUAAACGCAUCCCAAUCAUCACAUCAGCAAAAACCCUUGAGCUUGCCAAAGUCACCCAGUUCAAGACCAUGGAGUUUGCUCGCUACAUUGAAGAACUUGCCAGGAGUGUUCCACUGCCACCUCUCAUCAUGAACUGCAGGACUAUCAUGGAAGAAAUCAUGGAGGUGGUGGGGUUAGAAGAGCAGGGCCAUAAUUUCGUCAGGCAGUCGGCAGAAGGACAGGAGACGGAGACCACUGAUACUGAAGAUAUGUACAUGAUCCGCAAUCCUCUAAAACACAGGGGCUCCCUUACGGCUGACUCAGAUGCCUCCUCGCUGCACGAACCUCCCCUCAAGAUUGCGAUAAAGGUGUCUGUUCACCACUUGAUGAAAAGGGACUGUGUCGAUGACCAGUCACAAGACAGUGUACAGUUAGAUAUUAAAGAAGAGGAGGAGGAAGAGGAGGAAGUUGACCAAGAGCCAGCCGCACAGUCCUCUAAGCCAGUCUUGGAGCCUUCUGACCCAAUCACGGAGCCUUCUAGUGAACUCAGCCCUACUGUGGCCACUCUGGAAAAUGACAUGGACAUGUCUACUCUUUAUGAAAGCCAUUUAUGAGAAGUUCUCUGCAAAUCUAUGCAUACCAAGAAAAUAUUCAAAAUCUUUGGGGGUUAUUUUUGGGGUUUUUUUUGCCAAUAAGCCUUACCUGAAGAUCAUCACAGCAAAAGCAUGUGUUUGGAUUACUUGGCACUUCCUCAUGUAUAUAACUUUUAAAUUUAGUCAGCAGGUUUGACAGAAUAAUUGAUAUUGCUCUAAUAUUUAAUUGCUCUUUCUUGGUUCAGAAGAUCUUUUGGUUUUUUAGCUAUACUGUUUACCUCAAAUAAUUAUUUACGUCGGCCCUCCUUGCAGAGGGUAACUAGAAGUCAUGUGUCAUGCUUAGGAUGGGACUUAUAAGCUCUGGUUCCAAAAAUGCUUGAUUUCAGAAUUGAUCGGUUCUGUGGUUAAAGGAUUGCCCUGUUGUGUAAACUGGGAAAAGAUGCUGUUUCCCCAUUUUGUAUUGACGGAGGCUUUCAUGGUCGGAAUCACUGGGUUGUUGUAGGUUUUUUGGGCUGUAUUGCCAUGUUCUAGAAGCAUUAUCUCCUGAUGUUUUGCUUGCAUCUAUGGCAGGCAUCCUCAGAGGUCAUGAGGUCCUCACAACCUCUGAGAAUGCUUGCCAUAGAUGCAGGCAAAACGUCAGGAGGGAAUGCUUCUGGAACAUGGCCAUACAGCCCAGAAAACCCGCAACAAUCCAGUUUUUAUUAUGUAAGAAGUACAUCUCUUUCCUAUGCUUAAAAGUUUGCAAUCAAACCAGGCACACAUGUAACCAGGGAAAGAAAUGCACAUGCGGGUAGAUCUUUUUCUAGUUUCCAGCAGACCUCACAACCUCUGAGGAUGCCUGUCAUAGAUGCAGGCAAAAUAUCAGGAGAGAAUGCCUCUAGAACAUGGCCAUACAGCCCAAAAAACCUACAACAACCCAGUUCCCCCUUUUUUUAAAUUAUCUAUUCCUUUGUGGGGAGUUUUUAUGUAACUCUCCUGUCAUGAUUGUGAAAUAUCGUUCCAGAGGGAACACUUCCAUAGUCAAAGUAAGGCCUUUGCGAGAUACCUGUGUUGAGCAGUCAUUGAGGGAUAAAAUGAGGCCAAAUAUUUGUAUUCAGAGCACUGAGGUGGGGAGAGUGUCUGUUUUGUUUUCCCCCUUGUUUUGUUCACACAGCCUACUUCUGUGAAAAGGCAAUUUGUCUCCAGUCUGAAAGCAGCAUCUCAAUGGUUGCUGCAGUCUGGAGGUCAUCUACCUGAUCCUCUGCCAGCUCUGAUGAGACAUGUAAUGGAAAAUAGGCAUUUCUGGUGUAGAGGAUAGAAUAUCCACAGGUGGAACUUAUUGCUUUACCACCAACUUGAGCCUGAAAACAUUGCUUUUCAUUCUAAUUAUCAAAACUUUUGUGGGGUUUUCCUGACAAGAUUUGUUCAAAGGGGAUGGCUUGACAUUGCCUUUCUUUGAGGCUGAGAAGGUGAUUUGCCCAGUAGGUUUCAAUGUCCAAGUGAGUAUUUGAACCUCGGUCUCCCAUAAUCCUAGUUCAGUGCUUUGCUUCUGGUUUUGCUUCACACCAGAAGCAACUUCAAGUUUCUCAAGUCACUCCUGACCUGAAAAAAAGUUCAGUGCUCAAACCACUACACCACACUUUAGAAAAGAAUGGGUUCCUUGUCUGCUCUUGCAUCUGCCACCUCACCCAUUUAAUGAGAUAGGAAUUCAACUCUGCUGUUUGUUAUUAUAUGGCCACAAAUUAACCAUUUAUAAUUGGGAAGAGGGAAUGGAUUAUUCUCCUAUAUGUGUUUUAUGGAAUAGAAGCCAUCAAACCACUGUGAAGGCAACAAAUGUGGCUUUGUAUUGGCAUUUAUAGGCAGCAUGAGGAGGUGGGGUUUUGGACCAGGUGGGAGUGAAAUAACUGCUCUGCAUAAACAGAAAUGAAAAGAUCCCAGAAAAUGAUGUUUGCAUUACUCUUAAAUGUCCCUUGAAGAAAUCUUGGGAAACUUUUUAAACUUCAGCUACUGGAAGCCUCCUUUCAGCUUGACUACUAACAGUUCUAACUGCUGGAUUCUUGGGUAAUAGUCCAAAACAUGUGGGAGGAGGAAGGACGCAGUUCCCCAAGCCCUAGUCA